Molecule: messenger RNA, 2721 nt
Organism: Chlamydomonas reinhardtii
Lineage: Eukaryota; Viridiplantae; Chlorophyta; Chlorophyceae; Chlamydomonadales; Chlamydomonadaceae
Exons: 9
Coding region: 302-2197 (631 amino acids)
Source: RefSeq, a predicted model, not a curated record
UUAACAUAGCUGCUUUCGGUGGUUCUGUGGAGCUGUACUUUGAGCUCGCUGUUUCCCUGCAAAGCCUUCUUCCUGUGCACCUGGAAAAAAACUGCGUGGCGUCGCGCAACACAACAUUAAUCUAUUAGCUAUGAUGUUUUCCAAGCAGCGGCUGCUUGUUUAUCUGUGCGCCGCCGUUUUGCUGCUGAGCGGAUGCGCCACCCAGUCGGUCCGCGCUUCGCUGCACCAGCGACAGCAGAGCGCGCUCGGGUCGCAGCAAACUAAAACAUCGCACACUCUUCGGGCUGGUGAAGUUGCGGAGAUGAGCGUUAUGGACUCCAGCUCUGAGGCCGAGCAUGAUGACGCUCAUGCUGCAGAGAUCAGUCACACCAGGCGUCAGUCGCAGCAGAUGGCGACGGAUGAUUUCAUUGUAACCUACUCGACCUGCUUUCCGCUGGAACCGGCCACGUGGAAGGACAACACCACGUACGUUGCUGGCGUCCGCGAGGACUUGCGCAAGAGCUACGCCAACUACCUGACGGGAUCCACGCCCCAGGACAUCAUCAUUCACGGCAUCGUCAUCGUGUACGACAACGGCACCACACUGAUAAUCUCCAUGGACAGCGACCUGACCGCCGGCGCCAGCAGCGGGCGGCGCAUGGCGCUGGAUGCAUCAGGCCGGGUGGCGACACAGGCCGCACUGGCGCGCGCGCUUGAUGCGGCCGUGGGGCCCCAUCGCCGCCGGCAGCGGUCGCUGCAGCAGUCGUCAUGCACGUACAUGACCCAGGUUGUGAUUGGCCUGGUCUCCGCAGUGGGCACGCCUUCCCCGUCCCCGUCCCCGUCCCCGUCCCCGUCCCCGUCCCCCUCCCCCUCCCCCUCCCCCUCCCCCAGCAGCACUGCUGGCGGCAGCGGUGCGGCGGCCAGCAUCACUGAUGACUACAGCAUCACGCUGCUGGACGACAACGGUUGCUCCAUUGCCGACCCCUCCGCGUGGAAGGCCAACGCCACGUACGUCCAGGAGCUGCGCCAGACCAUUCAGAUGGCGGUUGCGGAUGCAGCGGCUGUCCGCCCCGACGCCGUCAUUGUCCGCGGCCUGGUCUUCACCUUUGCCAACGGCGCAGUGGUGAAUGUGCCCAUGACUGCUGCCACUACGACCACCGCCACGGGCGCGGGCGCGGGCACAGGUGGCCGCCGGUCACUCCAGGCGGCGUCGUGUGGGUACACGGUGCAGGUGCUGAUCAGCAUCAUAACCCAGCAGCAGCAGACUGCCGCAUCGCCCUCUCCCUCUCCCUCACCCUCGCCCUCCCCUUCUCCCUCACCAUCGCCCUCCCCUUCCCCCUCUCCCACUCCCUCUCCCUCGCCUUCCCCCUCUCCCUCGCCCUCUCCGUCCCCUUCUCCCUCGCCCUCGCCCUCUCCCUCGCCCUCCCCUUCCCCCUCGCCCUCGCCCUCUCCCUCCCCUUCCCCCUCGCCCUCGCCCUCUCCCUCGCCUUCCCCCUCGCCCUCGCCUUCUCCGUCCCCUUCUCCCUCGCCUUCCCCCUCUCCCUCACCCUCUCCCUCGCCCAAGCCUGCCCCCGCUGGCGGCAAGAAGGUCACCUUCCUGGCCCUCCGCAACGCCACCGGCCAGGGCACCGUGGGCACCAAGCGAGCCGUGGUGUGGCGCGAUGACUCCGACUACACCUCCCUGCUCUCGCCGGGAUCGCCCCUCUACCUGGUCGACCCUGCCAAGGCCGCUUGCCCGGCGGCGUGCGCUGCGUGCGAUGCUGCCUGGAAGGUGACCAGCGACCAGCUGACCCUGCCCAUCUUCUUCAAGGAGCCCAUGCAGCUGUCCGCGAUCAACAUCAAGCAGAUCAAGAAUGUGGGCGUGGUCAAGGUCCAGCUGCUCAAGUGGAUGGGUGCCCCCUCCACCGGCCAGGUGACGGGCAAGGCGCUUGGCGCAGUUGUGUACGACACGACCCAGGACUCUACCAAGUGCCAGUCGGUUCUGUCUGUCAAGGUGGGCGCCAAGGACAGCGGCAUCGGCCUGCCCGUGCCGGCCGCCGGCACACAGGCCAAGCUCGGGAAGAAGCUGGCGGCCAAGGCGGUGGGCGGGGUGCUCAUCACCAUGCAGCGCCCCGCCGGCGCGGACGCCGCCUACGGCCCCUACGUGGAGUAUGUGCGCUUUGCGGGCCGCGUGCUAUACCCCAAGGAUGCCUCCCAGUACGCCUACACCAACGCCUAGGCUGCAGGCAGCGCCCCUGGACGUACCAGCAUGCGGUGCUGGUGCAGCAGGUUGAGCGAGAAUAAUCUCGGUUGCUCGGCGCUCAGCAGGAUGGCAGCGCCGCUUAAAAUCAAGUUCGUUGAGCUCUGCCGCACGAAAUGCGUGUACGAAUGAUUGUCGGCCGACGGACGAGGGCUAACACGUGUCUAGGUGUUCAGCGGAUCAGGGGCGCAGGCAUUUUACUCACGAACAUGUAAGAAGGUUUACUUUUCUGCACAAGGGCGAAUCACUAUGGCUCGAGCGUUGCGCCCGGGAACUGCCUGGAAUUGGCUCCCGGUCACCAGACUUACGUGUGCCACGAUGGUUGUCCAAUCACCCGAGCUCGUGAAGCUUUGUAAGUAAAAGUAAGAUACUACUGCAUAUCUACUUAUUUCAUGUGACAGACAGCAUAUCGUUUGUGCCGCCCAAAUCACCAAACGACAGCAAACUCGACGACGAGUGCGGGUCCGCCAUACAAAUCGAUUUUGAUGUAAUAGUGAUCUAUG